Peronospora matthiolae is the source of this 453-nucleotide messenger RNA. The record is from the annotation of a GenBank genome assembly. Lineage: Eukaryota; Oomycota; Peronosporomycetes; Peronosporales; Peronosporaceae.
AUGGCGCUUUCCGAUGCAACCAAAGAAGCAGUAUGGCUCAAAGUGCUUUUGGGGGAACUUGGUGAGAUGACAAGCGACGAAGCGAUCAAGAUGUAUGAAGACAACCAAGGAUCAAUCGCUCUCGCCAAUAACCCGGAGUUCCAUAAGAGAACAAAACACAUCGACAUACGCUACCAUUUUGUGCGUGAGAAGGUGGAAUUAGGUGAAGUCGUUUUGGAGUAUUGCCCGACUCAAGAUAUGCUGGCAGACAUGAUGACCAAGCCGAUCGCCGCUGUACAAUUUGAAAACAUUCGCGAUCGACUUGGGAUCCAAGGUGCCGCAGCUAACGAGUCGAGAGGUAGUGUUGAAAAGACAGCGGCUGUGAAGAAGACACCUCGUCAAGCUGCGUCAAGUGUUGAAGCAAGUGGAAGACCAAGCUUCACUAUACCGGUUGGUACCGGUAUGUACCAGUAA